AUGACUACAAGAAAGAGAAAGGCUGACGAUGAGGAGCUCGUUGCUCUUCCUUCGGAUGAGAGUGAAGAGGAAGAGGAGUAUGAAGACUCCGAUGCUGAAGCACCAGCUGCGGCAUUUGCGGCAUCUGCUGCUUCAGAUGAAGAUGAUAGCGACGAGGAUGAGGAAGAGUUAGAAGAAGACGAAGUUCAAGAAACGGCACCUCCAACUAAAAAGCGCAAAUUCGUCGCAAACGACGUGACCGAUGACAAAGAUGAAGUCGCUCCUGUCAAUGAUGAUGAAGGUGAUGAUAAUGAACUCGAUGAAGACGAACCCGCGGAUGACGGAUUAGACGAUGAAGAAGAUACCGAUCCGGAAGAGACAGUUUGUCACCCAGGACCUACAAGUAAAGCUGCUGAAGUGAAAGGCGGAAUUGUUCCCAAGGAGGAUAAUUUGGAUGAGGUUGAAGCAACGAUUGCUGAUGUUGAAGAUGAUGAGUAG
Sclerotinia sclerotiorum 1980 UF-70 is the source of this 477-nucleotide messenger RNA. RefSeq lists its product with no specific name. NCBI's taxonomy places the organism in Eukaryota, Fungi, Ascomycota, Leotiomycetes, Helotiales, Sclerotiniaceae. The transcript has 3 exons. The record is from RefSeq and is a predicted model, not a curated record. Bases 1 to 477 code for a protein of 158 amino acids.